AUGACUCUGAGGAAAAAUAAAAAAGAAAGAAUAAAAGCAGCCGAGAAGAUCCAGGCCUGGUUGCGUGGAACCCUGGUGCACCAGACAUUGUUACACGCAGCCCUCAAGGCCUGGAUCAUUCAGUGCUGGUGGAGACUGACAAUGGACAGGCUGUGGCAGAAGAAGCGGAGGGCAGCCCUGAUUUCCUACGCACACACAGAGAGGGCAGUGGUCAAGCUCCAGGCUUUGGUCUGUAUGUGGCACAUCCACUGGUGUUACUGCCAGGUGCUCAAUGCCAUCUACAUGAUCCAGUACCACUGGCAAGGCCACAACUACCAGACCUGUGCUCUUCUCCGGGGCCACUGUGUAGUCACAGCCACUCACCUGCAGUUCCACAUUGAAAUCAUCAACCCCUAAGGGAUGGCAAGAAGCGGCACUGUCUCCUGUCCUCAGUAAAGGUCUAACCUGAUCUGGUAUGUCUCAUGGUCUCCCCACCAGCUAAUGGAAAUUUUAGGACUUAAGCCAUGCUGCCUCCUCUUCUCCCUGGGAAAGAACUUUAGUGAGGUUUUUCCCUUGUGCCCAUGAACCCUGUUCUGGACUGACAAUUCCAUAUGCUACUUACUUAGUUGUCAAAACAGAAACCAAGGUCCUAGUCUAAUAUAACAGAGCCAGAAGUCCCAGCUCCCAUCCCCAGCCCCAUUCCUUUCUUCUCGCCAGGAAUCUGCGAGACAGGUGAGCUACAUCUUCCUGAAGACUUUGGGUACCUCUGCACAUGAGAACAGACAGUGAGGGUCUUCUCUGUCCGCCUGUAGUUGGGGAUUGACUGGGAUCUCAGAUGCCUCAGACAAGGUAUCUUUGGCAAUCACCUAGUGAAAAGGUCAGCAUGUGGCUGACUCUUCUGGUAGAAGUGCAGUGCAGCCCCAGGUAAAGGACAGGAGGCUGGCCUUAGUGAUAGAUGUGACUGGGCAUGCUGACGAGCAGGUGAUGACCCUGGAGACUGGUAGAAAACAGGAGUUCAUGGCACUUCAACUCCAUCUUCACAAUUCCCUUACCAGAACUCCUCUCCCUGAGGGCUGUGUAGCAAACAGGGCUUCCCCUGAUAUUACCCCCAUCCCUACUCUUGUGUCCAUUCUCACUCCCAUGGUCAUACUAAAGCAAUGCUAUACUCAGUAGCAAUUUCUGUGAUGAUGGAAAUGUUCUGUAUCAGUGCUGUCCAGUGUGGUAGCCACUAGCCACACAUGGCUGUGGAGCACUUGAAAUGUCCCUGGUGCAACUAAAGAAUUGACUUUUAAAUUUUAUUUAAAUUAAUUUAUAUUUAAAUAGCCACAUAUGGCUAGUGCCUAUUCCAUUGAAUAGUGUGGCUCUGGACCUUACCAUUAACCAAUCAGUGUACUGUUGCCCAAAUUGCUUUUUCUGGAGUUUCAUUCUCUUUUUACUUUAUUCUCUCCUUCCAGUUCACCUUUCAAAUACCCCUAAUAGAAUGUUUCUUCAGAUGUGAUAAAGUCUUCCAAUCUAUUGACCCUACCAAUUUUUUUUACAGCCAUCACCCUGACAAACCCUUGUAUCUCUCUUUACCCAGUUCAGAUUCUAUACUUAAUUAUUGUAAUCUCUCUCCUGAACAACUUGAAUUCCCUUGGUCCUCUCUCUGCAAAUGUAUGUGGGAUGAACUUAAUUAUCUACCUGCUCUGUGCCUGCAGAAGAGUGGCAUGGCUAGAGCAAAACACCCAUGAGGCAUGGUCUCGGUUCAUAUUCAUGACUGCAAAUCUCCAUUGGACAAAUUUCCCAAUAAAUUUAUCUGGUGUGUUUGCAUUUCUUUUUUCUGAAUUGAAUAAUUCAUACCACUUCCUCUCCAAAUGCCCAAUUCUACUUCUCCCCUUGAACUCCAUAAUGAUGAUAUAUGUCACCACACACUUAACAGAAGAAAUGGGAGCAGACUGGACCUCCAUCUUCCUACCACCUCAUUCUCCAUCCCAGCUCCAUCUGGACCACACUUGCUGCCUUCCCUCCAAGUGAAAUAAAUGAAGGGUCUUUGAUCCCAUCAAAGGUUAACUCCUCCAUUAUCCUGCUGCCAUCUCAAGGUGUUUGAUCCUGCAUUCAUAACCCCACUAUCCAAAUUAUCAAUGUCUACCUCUUCCAUCUUUAAAAAAUAUGAUCUUAAUCAGUUUCUUUUCCAGUUCUCUGUUUCUCCUCAUAGCAAAUCAUGCCGUCACUGUUUCCACUUCUGUUCCUACUAUUUUCUCUUCAGCCCAUUCCAAUCAGCCUUCUACCCCUCUUACUUCACUGACACUGCACUCAUCAACAUCACCAACAUUGCAACUGACCAAAUCCAAUGGUUAUUUCUCUGUUCUUAUGCAUUCUCUCUACAUUAGGCUACAGAGUUAAUUACUCCCUUCUUAUUGAAAUACAUAAUUUUUUAAAAGCAAACAACAAAAAUCAUACCACUUAAUCCACAGUACUUUAAUAUAUAUCUUUAAUAGAUGAGACCUUUGUAAAAAUAUAACCUCAAUAUUAUCAUAUCUAUCAACAGUCACAAUAAUUCAUAGAAUAUAUAUGUAAUAUCAUAUAUCUUAAUAUCAUAGAAUAUAUAUGUACCUAAUAACUGAGCUUCGAGAUACAUAAAGUAGAAUUCCCCUGUGCCCCUUUGUGGUCACCCACUACUCUCCACCAAACCCUAGCAACCACUGGUCUGUAAUAUGUACGAAUUGUUUUCCCUUUUCCAGAAUGUCAUGUAGAAGGAAUAAUAAUUUGUAGCCUUUUGAAUCUGGCUUCUUUCAUUUAGCAUAAUGUGUCUGAGACCUGUGGUGUUGUGGGUACUCAUUUGUUUUAAUUACUGAGUGGUAUUCCAUUGUAUGGAUGUUAUCAGAAAUUUUUACCAGUUGAAGGGUCUUGGAGUUGUUUCCAGUUUGGGGUGAUUACAAAUUAAUCUGCUAUGUAUAUGUGUGUUUUUUUGUGUGAACCUAAGUUUUGCACUUUAUUUGGUUAAAAACCUAGGAGUGAGAGCUUCCAAUUUUGGUACAAGAUGGUGUCAACUAAUUUUCCCUUCUCCUCCCCUCUAAAUACAAACUAAAUACUCUGAAAAUAAUUCAACAAUCAUAAAAGGACUCUGAAAUAUGGAGAGAUGGCGGAUCAUCUAGGAGUCUCAAGAUUUUAAAAGGUACACCUAGAUGAAUUCUUGUUUUAUCUGUCAUACAUCUCAGACUGGACACCAGAUAUGUCUGCAACCUAAAACCAACAACAGGCAUAGGGAAAGCUAAACAAAACAAACAAAACAAGAAAAGCAUGCUCUCUCUGGUCAAAAGAAGGGGAAGCCCAGCAGAGACUAAGCAGGGAGACCCACGCCUAGUGGCAACAGCAGACUGAAUUGCCUACAGUACUCUUAUAAGCCAACCCAUCCCAUGCCCCACAUGCACUGGCAGCAACAGGCAUGAUCUGCUCACAACAGCAGCAACAGUGGAACCCAGGCUUAUCCACCCACUCCACACCCCACAUCCAUUAGCAGUGGUGACCCAGUCUGUCCUCAGCAGCAGUAAAAGCAGAACCCAUGUGGGCCAACACACUUCAUUUAUCAUCUGCUAACAGAAGCAGGCUUGAUCUACCCACAGCAGCAACAGCAGAACCUGAGCAGAUCAACCCAUCUCCUACCUCAAACUAAAUGGGAGGAGAGAGGGGAUCCUCCUGUACCUCAGCUCCAACAAGCCUAGUAUCUCCUGGCCUUCCAGUCAGUGGCAGAGGCAAUCCAGACCUAGCAGCACCUGGCCAUCCAGCCAGCCACAGAAGAAGAUCCAGAACAGGAACUUCCUGUCCCUCCACCCAACAGCAAAAUGCAGUCCAGGUAGCUCUUCUCUCCUCCAGUGGCACCAGCAGAGACCGGGUGGGACACCCACUGACACCAGGUGGCCAGUGAACAGGCCAGCAUAUUGCUCUCUACCUCAGAAGUCCAACAUCCUAAACCCUCCAUCUAAUGGCAAGAGGGAACCCAGGAAAAUGGCUUCUACCUUGUAGGUGGCACCAGAAGGGAUCCAGUGGAACCAAAAGAAUAAAGCAGACCAGAAUUGCAUUGAAAGAGCCCAGAAAAGAAAAUUCUCAUUGGAAACAGGGCCCACAAAAGUAGGCCAGCAUCUACAUACUAAACCUAAAUAGGAUGCUGCCUUCUAGAAUAGAAGAUUUAAAUGGCCUUGAGAGCCUCCUAAUAUAAUAUCCAAAAUGUCCAGCAUACAAUAGAAAAUCACUCAUCAUACCAAGAACCAAUAAAAGUAUGAUGUUAGAUGUGGAUUCUCUUUAUCAAGUUAAAGUUUGGUAGUUCCCUCUAUUCCUAACUUGCUAAGAGUUUCGUUUUUAUCAUGAAUGGGUGUUGGAUUUUGUCAAAUGGUUUUUCUGUUUCUGACUAUAUAUAGUCAUAUGAUUUUUCUUCUUUAGCCUGUUGAUAUGGUGGAUUGAUUAAUUUUUGAAUGUUUGAAGUAGCCUUGCUUACCUGGGAUAAAUUUAUACUUGGUGCUGGUGUAUAAUUUCUUUUGUACCUUGUUGGGUUUGAUUUUUACCUCUACGUUCCUGAGAGGUACUAAUGUACACUUUUUAAAAAAUUCCCUUUGUCUGAUUUUGAUAUCAAGGUAAUACUGACCUCAUAAAAAUUGGGAGCAUUCUCUCCUUUUCUGUUUCCUGGAAGACAUUAUGUAAAAUUGGUGUGAAAAUUCUUCUUUAAAUAUUUUGUAAAAAUUCUUUAGUGAAGCCAUCUGGGCCUGGAGAUCUCUUUUUAGAGAACUUUUAAAUUACAAAUUCAAUUUCUUUAAUGGCCAAGGGACUAUUCAGGUAUCUGUUUCAUCUGAUUGGGUUGGUAUUGUGUAACUUUCAAACAGUUGAUUAAUUUCUUUUAAGUUGUUGAAUUUAUGAGAAUAAAGUUACUCAUGGUGUGUUUCCUUA
Messenger RNA from Aethalodelphis obliquidens (Pacific white-sided dolphin), 4896 nucleotides. It is a transcript of the gene IQCF2, whose product is annotated as IQ motif containing F2. The transcript is spliced from 2 exons. Gene Ontology annotation, molecular function: calmodulin binding. Bases 1 to 396 code for a protein of 131 amino acids. Lineage: Eukaryota; Metazoa; Chordata; Mammalia; Artiodactyla; Delphinidae. The record is from RefSeq and is a predicted model, not a curated record.